AAAUGCAGCCACUCCUUUAGAGCUUCAACACGCAAAAAAAAAAUCAAAAUCAAAAUCUUAUUUCUAAUGGCUUACAAAGCUUCUUCUUUACUUGUACUGGUUCUCAUCUCCAAUAUCCUUCUUUCCAUUGCUUUGCAAGCAGUCGCAGCGCGCAAUAGUAUUCCAAAUAAUUCUAGCAAGAAUGACAAGAAAGAGCCUCAGUUUAUGUUCAGGUCUGAUGGCAGUGUUUAUAUUCCAGGCAUCGGCCGUGUAGGACUGCCUGGUUUUCAACCUCAAAAUCCAUUCCUUGGUGGCAGUGGAGGAGGAUCAGCACCAGCAGGUGGCAGUUAUGUUCCUGGUGGCGACGACACCUUAGUUCCAAACCCUGGUUUCGAGGUUCCUACCCCAGGAAGUGGUGGUGCAGUUCCAACACCAAUUUUUCCAUGAUUUAGCUCACUUAUGAGUCAUGAAUAAAUAUGCUCAAUCUUAAAGUAAUAUGCUGCUACAUGUUAUGCAGAGUUCUUAUUUUCAUUGUUUAAGAUGAAUUAAGUAGUAUUCUGUAGGUUUGAUUGAUAGUUUCAUUUGUUUGCAACCCCAUUGUUGUCAAAGUAGUUAGUUGCUGAUUUUAUUUUCUGUCCUAUGUCAGUUUUCAAUUUCAAUAUCAAAUUCUUCUAAUGCUAUCAAGAUAA
Messenger RNA from Arachis ipaensis, 668 nucleotides. RefSeq names its product cell wall protein precursor. NCBI's taxonomy places the organism in Eukaryota, Viridiplantae, Streptophyta, Magnoliopsida, Fabales, Fabaceae. The record is from RefSeq and is a predicted model, not a curated record.